AUGGCUCUACGGUCCGGCUUCACAUGGCUCUCUCCUCCGAUUAUCCUAGGAGCUUUCAUCCUUUGGGAUUUCCUUGAGCACCGAAUAUCGGCGAGAAAUCGAAAACGGUACCGCGGAUUUCCUGUGCCACGUCCCGAAGAACGUGCAUACAGUGCUUCGGAUGUCAGCAUCAUCAUCCCUACCGUCGACACAGACCUCGCCUUCUCUGAAUGUCUCGGCGGCUUGCUCAGGAAUAGACCACUGGAGAUCAUCAUUAUUACCACUGAAGAAGAGGAAGGCAGGGUUCGAGGACUAGUCUACACUCCGGCUGUGGAAGGCAAUAUAGGGCAGACCGAUGUCCGCGUCUUAACGGUCUCCAAGGCGAACAAACGAGACCAGCUCCUGCGCGGCAUUAACGAGAGCAAAGGAGGCAUUAUGGCGUUGGUCGAUGACGACGCAUUCUGGGAACAUGAUACUGUUCUCACUCACCUUCUGGCACCUUUUCAACAGGAAGACAUUGGACUCGUUGGCGGUCCAAUAACCUCAUAUCUACCUAUGAAGAGACAGGAUCCCAGGAUUAUUACGCCGUGGGAGGUAGCAGCUCUUCGUCUUCGUGGGAAGCGGCAUGGAAGCAUGAAGAGUGCGUAUGCUGCGGAUGGUGGGAUCAAUUUCUGUGUAUCGGGCGUCACAGCGCUGCUCCGUUCCGAGAUCGCGCUUGACCCGCCGUUCCAACGUGCUUUUGGGAACGACAUGUGGAUGGGCCGACGACAAAACUCUGGUGAUGACAGCUUCAUCACCCGGUGGGUCCUUUUCCAACAUCUAUUCAAGCAGCAGCAGCAGCAGCAGCGACAAGGCGACGGGCAAAGACCGAGACAGUGGAAGCUUGGUAUGCAGCUUACCAAGGAGGCAGAGGUGGGCACCUCGAUCAUGCCGGACUCGCGCUUCGCGGGUCAACUGAAACGAUGGUACAGGAGCGGCCUUCGACACCGAUUGAUGUGUCUCGUCUACGAACCUGGCCUGAGAGCCAUGUUCAAGACGUGUCCCCACAUGACACGCAAGAUGGUCGAGGGAAUGCUCAACCCGGUGCUUCUGUGGGUGCGCCUCUACUGUUUUUGGAGCACAUUCUAUGUCUAUCCGUGGUUUGCUUCCUUCGUUCUUGGUAUGAAGAUUUACGCUUACGUCGAGGGUCUGCUCGACUUCGCCAACGAAUACCCCUUUGUCAAGCGGCACCUCUGGGCGGCUGUCCUCGUCGACAGACUCUACCUCGUCUCGGACUGGUACUGUUGGAUCACGCUGGGGACUGAGGCGUGGAUAACGAGGCAGGCGGUGGAUGAUUGUGCGACAGAUGUGGUGGAGAAUGGAAAUGGCGUCAAGGAAGAAUAG
Molecule: messenger RNA, 1362 nt
Organism: Fonsecaea multimorphosa CBS 102226
Lineage: Eukaryota; Fungi; Ascomycota; Eurotiomycetes; Chaetothyriales; Herpotrichiellaceae
Exons: 4
Coding region: 1-1362 (453 amino acids)
Source: RefSeq, a predicted model, not a curated record